UGGACUUCAAAGCUUCACUCGCCGAAUAUUCAAAACGAUUGCCGCAAUGGCAGCUGCUACCUUUGACACGCGAAAACACGUCGGUGUAUACGCGGAGCAUGUUUCAAACGUGUCAAGCACAGAUUAUCCUGGCCACUACCCUCAUGAGGACCACUCUUGGGAUCCUGACCAGUUCCGGCAAAAAUGCAAUGUCCAAGUCAAUCGGCUAUCCAAUCGAUCCAUUGAUUUUGACCUCGUUGGAGUUGACGCUUCAAUAGCAAACGCCUUUCGGCGAAUACUCAUAGCCGAGGUCCCAACCAUUGCCAUCGAGCAAGUUUAUGUCUGGAACAAUACCUCUGUCAUCGUCGAUGAGGUUCUGGCUCAUCGGCUUGGACUCGUGCCGUUGAACGUGGAUCCCUCAUUCCUGGAGUUCAAAGAAUCUCCUUCGAUCCAAGCAACCGACCGAAAUACACUUGUUUUUAAACUCGAAGUUACUUGCACACGCAACAGGAAUACACCAAAAGAUGUAACAGAUCCAAAAAUGCUGUAUAACAAUAGCGAGGUUUUAUCGUCGGAUUUGAGAUGGGUACCACAAGGGGAACAGGAGGAGAUUUUCGCAGCCAAUAUACCCACUCCUUCAAAUCCUAACAUUGUUCUGGCAAAGCUACGGCCGGGGCAAGAGGUCAACAUGGAGCUGCAUGCAGUGAAAGGCGUUGGAAAGGACCACGCCAAGUUUUGCGCUGUUGCGACGGCGUCCUACAGACUCCUUCCACUGGUUGUUUUGAAUCCGGAGAAGCCAAUCCCACCGUCUUCUGCCCACAAAUUUCAAAAGUGUUUCUCUCCUGGUGUCAUACGCGUGGAUCCUGUUACAAAAGAAGUGAGCGUUGACGAGAAGAAUCUGAGAAACGAGAGUAUGAGCAGAGAGGUGUAUCGACACGUUGAGUUCGAGGAUUGCUGCCAGCUUGCUCGCGUGCGAGACCAUUUCAUAUUCAACGUCGAAUCUGAAGGUUUCUACCCGCCAGAACGAUUACUGCCUGAGUCAAUCAAAGUAAUGCGUAGCAAAAUAGCUACCAUAAAAAAGGCGGCAGAGGGACUGCUAGCUAGUAAAGACAGCAAUGCCGAUGUAGAGAUGGCCGAAGGCUAACUUUUGCUCUGAAUUUGACAUAUCUUCUUAUGUAUUUU
Molecule: messenger RNA, 1161 nt
Organism: Coniophora puteana RWD-64-598 SS2
Lineage: Eukaryota; Fungi; Basidiomycota; Agaricomycetes; Boletales; Coniophoraceae
Exons: 6
Coding region: 47-1123 (358 amino acids)
Biological process (GO): DNA-templated transcription
Cellular component (GO): RNA polymerase I complex; RNA polymerase III complex
Molecular function (GO): DNA binding; protein dimerization activity
Source: RefSeq, a predicted model, not a curated record